GGCUCUGUCAAACAAAUGAUAAUAAUAAUAGUAUAGUGUUUGUUGUUCUGUUUACUCGCUACUCGUUUCCUGCAAAAUAAAAAGGGAACAACGAAUAUUUUUCAUUCCGAUGAUUCAAAAUCCUCAAAGAUGUAUCAAAUUGAAAGUGUUUUUAUUGGCGAAAGCCAACAUGGUGAACCUCUAAUAAAAUCUGAAGUACAAACAGAAAUCAUAAACAAUUUCAAAGUGGGUGAUGUAACAAUGAUAACGAGAAUGGACACUAACAAUUUUACCCUAAAUUUAAACUGUGCACAGUGUUCACGAAGCUUUCGGAACUUCCCCGAAUUUACUAAACACAUUGAAAAGCAUUUCUUACACGGAGACGUUUUCAUCUCAAACGAUAUUACCAGUGAUAAUGCUAUGAAAAAUGAAUCAACAAAGACAACCACAGCAGCAGUAGAAGAAGAAGAAGAGGGUUUUAUCAAUGAUGAAAAUGAGCCAGAAAUUCCAGAUGAUGAAAUGGAGUACAUGAACGAGAGCGUGUGGAAUAACCAAUUUAUGGUCGAAUGUGAUCUACAAACCGAAAAUGAAAUCAAACAUCCGACAUAUGAUGGAACAGCACCAGCUACGUUCGAUUUAUCACAAUUCGUCGAAGGAGUCACAUACAAAAAGGUUGAAAAUGUGUAUGAAUGCAUGAUUUGUGGUUUCCAGAGUGUCAUGAAAAGUAAUCUCAAGUCACACAUUGCAGUGCAUGUGAAAGUGAAAAAUGUUUUCUGUUCGAUAUGUAUGAAAGGAUUCGGAAGUGUCCAUUACGCCCAAAAGCACAUUAAAUCUAUACACAAAGAAACUAUAUCAGCCGAAGCCAUAAGGAAGGCACAGAAGACGCUAAGUCAAAUUGUGAAACCGAAAAAAUCCGAUCGAAAUGGAAAUGCGCCAGAUGAAGUGUCAAAGCUGAAGCUCAAUUUACUCAGUUCAAAUUAUUGGCGCACGGAAGGCAAACGCUAUCACUGCGUGUUUUGCGUGCAGUGGUUCAAAAAUCCCAAGUAUGUACAAAAACACAUUCGUCUAGUUCACGGCCGAACCAUCGGACUUGACGAUAUUUUGGCUGCUCAAAUACAACCCGAACUAAAACCCGAGCCAACGAAAUCGGUUGAAUUGGUCACGCAAAAGCAAAUCGAGUCAUUGCGAAGGGAACAGGCGCAAACAGAUGUGAGCAACCGUGUGAAAUCAUCAUUUGAAUGCUUUGCAUGCCACACGAAAUUCGUAUCGGAGAAGGCACUUCGAUACCAUAUGCCCUUGCACGAAGGAAUCCAGUACAAAUGCCCGCUGUGCGAAAAAUUCUUCCAGUUGCCGAAAUAUGUGCGAGAUCACAUGAUCUAUAAACAUGAUUUUGAUAAAAAGUCAAAAUUACCACCGCUGAAAACGAGAAAAAUUGAAAAUUUUGAGUAUCACAAGCCGGUAGUGUCCAGAUUUGAAUGUUAUUUGUGCCAUCGAACGUAUCCGUCGAGAAGUAAAUUAAAUUCACACAUGAAGAGUCAUUUGGAUAUUUUGGAGUGUAGUGUUUGUACAAAGGUAUUCAAAAGCACUGAAUCGAGGCGUCGACACAUGCAACUCCAUUCGGCUGAUCCCAAUCUGCAGCAUCAUUGCUCACUAUGCGAUAAAGCAUUUCCAGUGCGGAGAUAUCUCAUGUCCCACAUGCGCACUAGCCAUCGAAAUCCCAAGUCGAAAAUUGAAAAACCACCAAAAGCUCCUCCGAAAAUGUUGACUUGUGACAUUUGCCAGAAAAUCUUCGACAAACAAGGAAUGUUCAACAAACAUAUGAAACGUCACAACAAGGAACCAACGAGUUUCAUGUGCGACCACUGUGGUGAGAAUCGAUUCGAAAAUCGUCACCUGUUGCGAAGGCAUCUUUCGUCGGUACAUAAAAUUAAUAAAAAGUAUUUCAAAUGCAAUGUAUGUCAAAAGGUAGUAUCGAAGAAGCGAGAAGAGGAGCAUAUGAAAUUCCACACGGGCGAAAAAGAUCAUCAAUGCGAAAUAUGCGGUAGUCAGUAUGUAACCGAAGGUCUUUUAAAUACACACAAAAAACGCCAACACGCCGGUUGUAAAUAUGAAUGUGAUGUUUGCCCGGAACGAUUCGAUCAGCCGAAGAAAUUACUACAUCACCGACGCUUGCAUACCGCUGAACCGAUGGAUAUCACUUGCAGUAUUUGUAAUCUUGGAUUUUUCAACGUAAGAUCACUGACGAAGCACAAAUUAAAAAAGCAUGGGCAACGAACUGAUGCCCCCAUUGAGAGCGACAGUGAAAGCGAUACAGAUAUUAAAGCCGAAUAAUUUUAUUAGCGAAUAGCAUUCUUUUGUAUUUUAUUUUCAAUUUUUAAAACCAUUUUAACUAACGACUACCAAUACCUGAUUGUAAAUCAUUUGAAAUAAAUGUAUUUUAAAGAAGCUACUUCA
Molecule: messenger RNA, 2433 nt
Organism: Sitodiplosis mosellana (orange wheat blossom midge)
Lineage: Eukaryota; Metazoa; Arthropoda; Insecta; Diptera; Cecidomyiidae
Product: zinc finger protein 658B-like
Exons: 3
Coding region: 130-2310 (726 amino acids)
Biological process (GO): regulation of transcription by RNA polymerase II
Cellular component (GO): chromosome
Molecular function (GO): chromatin insulator sequence binding
Source: RefSeq, a predicted model, not a curated record